UUUUCUAAAUAAAACUUCUAAACAUUAUAGAUGGAGAAAUAUCAGGCUUUUAAUGCCGCGGUACUGAAAACUGUUAAGCCGCAGAACUCAAACAUGCGAAUGUUAGGGAAAGCGCUUCCUCUAAAAUUUUCCCGCCAUAUUUGUACUCUCUCAACGGCCAAUCUCACCGACCGUCACCUCCCCCAUAACAAUAACUUAGCUUGUGCAAGCAAACCGUCUGACCAAAACCCAACAUUCCAAAACGUGAUGUCGUUGAACAAAAUCCUCUCGACCUGCGUGCAAUCGUAUCGAAUACAACACACCGAAGAGCUGUUCGAUAAAAUGCCUCUAAAAGACGUUGUUUCUUGGAACAUCAUGCUAUCGGCUUUUAACAAAACCAGAAACCCUGCACGAGUCUGUAAGUAUUUCAAAGAAAUGCAAAGAGUCGGCAUUAUACCCAAUGAGUACACAUUCUCAAUAGUGCUCAGCGCGGUUCUGGAUAAAAUUUUCAAUAUUACAGUGCCCCAAAUUCAUGCACGAGUAAUUUCCUUAGGACUUAAUUUGAGUUUGUUUGUCGGCUCUGCUUUGAUAAGAGCAUAUGCAGCUGUUGGGGAUCAAAUGGCUUUAAGUAGAGUAUUUGAUGAAAUGUCGGCGAAAAAUAUAACUUCUUGGAAUGCUUUGGUUUCGGGUUAUAUGGAAUUGGGAUGCAUAAGUGAGGCUCAAAGAGUUUUUGAUGUGAUGCCUGAGAAAAAUACCGUUUCUUGGACUAUUUUGGUUAAUGGAUACAUUGCCAAUAGGAGAAUUAACGAGGCUAGGUCUUUGUUCAACAAGAUGAGUAAUAGGAAUGUAGUUUCUUGGACUGUGAUGAUUAGUGGGUAUGUACAAAAUGAAAGAUUUGUAGAUUCCUUAAAGCUGUUUUGCUUGAUGGUGCAAUCUGAUACUGGACCUAAUCAUUUUACGUUUUCUAGUGUUUUAGAUGCUUGUGCAGGGUGUUCUUCUCUUCUUAUGGGGCAACAAGUUCACUCAGUUAUUCUGAAAGCUGGUGUACCUCAUGAUGUCGUCUUGUUGACUUCACUUGUUGAUAUGUAUGGGAAGUGUGGUGAUAUUGUAGCAGCAUUUUGCAUUUUUGAGUCCAUGAAAAAUAAGAAUCUGAUGUCAUGGAAUUCAAUAAUAGGAGGAUAUGCUAGGCAUGGACUUGCAACAAGAGCAUUGGAGGAAUUUGAGAGAAUGAUAAAGAGUGGUGUUAGGCCAGAUCAGGUUACAUUUCUUAACAUAUUGUCAGCAUGUGGACAUGGGGGACUGGUGGAAGAAGGUGAAAAGCACUUUGGAUCAAUGGGGGCUAAGUAUGGAAUAAAAGCAGGGCUGGAGCAUUAUACGUGCAUGGUGGACCUAUAUGGGAGAGCAGGUCAGCUGGACAAAGCAGAGGAACUGAUCAAGGGAAUGCCCUAUGAGCCUGAUGUUGUUGUGUGGGGUGCAUUGCUUGGCGCCUGUGGCAUACAUUCUUCUCUGGAACUUGGUGCGUUUGCUGCAAGGGGAAUUAACAAGUUGAAAGAAGAUCAUCCUGUAGCUUAUUCAAUGUUGUCAAAGAUUCAUGGUGAAAGAGGGGAAUGGAAUGGUAUUGUUGGGUUGAGGAAGAUGAUGAAACAGCGGCAUGUUAAAAACCAGAAGGCAGGUAGUUGGAUCGAAUCUCCUUUGAGCGUAAGAUGAACAAAAUAACAGUUCCUCAUUCAAGGAGAACCGCGUACAUCUUUCAUGGACUGCUGUCCUUUAGUCUGUCCGGCCUGCUGCCUUAGGGUCGACCAAUAGUGAUCUGGUUUAAUGAAAUGUUCAAACUUGAAAAUCCAACACGAAA
Molecule: messenger RNA, 1831 nt
Organism: Hevea brasiliensis (rubber tree)
Lineage: Eukaryota; Viridiplantae; Streptophyta; Magnoliopsida; Malpighiales; Euphorbiaceae
Product: pentatricopeptide repeat-containing protein At4g16835, mitochondrial
Exons: 1
Coding region: 31-1686 (551 amino acids)
Biological process (GO): RNA modification
Molecular function (GO): protein binding; RNA binding
Source: RefSeq, a predicted model, not a curated record